Molecule: messenger RNA, 1620 nt
Organism: Puccinia triticina
Lineage: Eukaryota; Fungi; Basidiomycota; Pucciniomycetes; Pucciniales; Pucciniaceae
Exons: 8
Coding region: 1-1620 (539 amino acids)
Biological process (GO): N-acylphosphatidylethanolamine metabolic process; N-acylethanolamine metabolic process
Cellular component (GO): membrane-bounded organelle; cytoplasm
Molecular function (GO): N-acylphosphatidylethanolamine-specific phospholipase D activity
Source: RefSeq, a predicted model, not a curated record
AUGCACAAGCUGAGGUUACAGACUGUGUCCAGAUGGUUGUGGCCGUAUAAAGGGGUGUUCUCAUUCCUCUGGCGCUGUAGGCCCACGAUGAAUUCUCCGGUGAGCUCACUCCGCAAACUCAGAGCGACUAUCUCCACCAGCAGCCCCACUAAUCCCCACCACGAGCCAGCCACCCCCACGCCCCGCUGCCCCUCCGCCGCAUCCUCAGCCGACUCCGCCCCAGCCUCCCUCUCCCCCGGCGCCAGCCCGCCCACCCACCAUCUGCCGGGCGGCAGCGGCUUCAGGAACCCGUGGCCAUCCGCCUCCUCCAGCCAGGCCAGCCACCUCGCCCACCUCAUCAACAACGGCAUCCCCCUCCAGCUCGCCAAGAAACCCUCAACCGACCUCAAACCUGUCCGCACCCUGCCCGCCGACCUCAAGCUCUACGCCAGCCAUGCCCACCCAGCCCCGCCCUCCAACACGCUAGUCUCCACCUGGCUCGGCCAUGCAGGCUAUCUCGUCCAGUUUCCAAUGCUCUCCAGAGCCGCGUCCAGCCAGCAGAAACCCCGGCCGUUCAGGAUCCUCUUUGACCCGAUGUUCUCCGUCCGGGCAGGACCUACCCAAUGGACCGGGCCCAAGAGACUAAAGCCGAGUCCCUGCCACAUCAAGCAAAUCCCCACCGUCGAUAUCUGCUUCAUCUCCCAUUCACAUUACGACCACUUGGAUUACGACACCAUCCAAGAACUCUCCCAACGACAACCACACCUGAAGUACUUCGUCCCACUAGGUCUGAAAGCGUGGUUUGAUUGUGUGUCGGUGCCAUCGGAUCAAGUCGUCGAGCUGGAUUGGUGGCAGUCACGAGACUGGGACCCGGCGGUGCGGAGCUCACAACAAGCCACCCCGGUCGACCGGGCGAGCGCGGGCAGCUCGACGGACGACGCGAGCGCCUCGAUCCGCCUCACCUGUGUCCCUGCCCAACACUCCAGCGGCCGCUCUCUGUUGGAUCAGAAUACCUCGCUGUGGUGCGGAUGGAUCGUCGAGCAGAUCGGCCCCGACUCCCCUCCCCCACCCUCGGAUCCGCCCCCUUCUUCCUCGCCCACGCAGGGCCCCCGGCCGCCCUUGUCCGUCACCACCACCACCAACACCACCAACACCAACACCACAUCAACAACAUCAACAUCCUCGAACCAACAGGCUUUCGGCGAUCACCGUGAUCGCCGGAAAUGCUGUGUGUAUUUCGCCGGAGACACCGGCUACCGAAGCCAACAUGACCGAGAACUGACCUGUCCCGCUUUCAAAGAAAUCGGCGAACGGUUCGGCCCGAUCGAUUUCUCGAUGAUUCCGAUUUGGAGAGGGGGCACAUUGUCGUUUGUUUCAUGGGCCGGCCUACGGAUAUCGGAUCCGAAUUUCCUGGUGGUUCACCAUGCGAGUCCGGAGGAUGCGGUGCGGAUCCACCAAGAUGUGCGCUCGAAGCACUCGAUCGGCAUCCACCAUUCGUGCUUCAUCGGCAACGACCUCGAGUCCCUCGAGGCCUUGGUCGAACUCGACCGGGCUAAAGACCUCUACAAUGUCCCUCCCUUCGACCAUCCCUUCGGCUUCGGCGUCGUCGAUGUAGGCGAGACUGUUGAGAUUGACCUUUGA